AUGCACAUUGAACAAGCAGCAGCAACCGCAACCAGGGAAAGAGAGUCUCAGUUGAUCAUGUUAAUGGAUCACAAUCUUUAUUUAAAGAGUGUCGUCUUCGACGUUGAUCCAUUAAUAAAACCUAGAGGCAAACUUACUUGCCUUGGCGAACAAGUUAAGAUAUCUAGAGUUUUUCACUGUGACGGUUUAUUGUUAUGCAUGUUGAAAGAUAAUGCUAUGGUUGUGGUUUGGAAUCCGUAUUUGAGGCAAACAAGGAGGAUCGAGCCCAGUUGUCAUUCCCGGAGACUAUAUGACGGAAACAUAUACAUGUACGCUCUCGGUUACGAGAAUAAGAAGAACAAAGCUUGUCGUAGCCACAAAAUAUUGAAGUUAUAUAAUGAACGUGCCAAGUAUCGUUUAUCUUGUUAUGAAAUCUAUAAUUUGGACUCUGGUUUAUGGAGAACUCUUGACGUCCCUCCACACACCUGGUUCCUGAAUCAUGAUGAGACUGAGAGUAGCGUCUCUCUCAAGGGAAACACUUACUGUGUGCUAUGA
Messenger RNA from Microthlaspi erraticum, 534 nucleotides. Lineage: Eukaryota; Viridiplantae; Streptophyta; Magnoliopsida; Brassicales; Brassicaceae. The record is from the annotation of a GenBank genome assembly.